This is a messenger RNA of Hirsutella rhossiliensis, 222 nucleotides long. RefSeq lists its product as uncharacterized. The transcript is spliced from 2 exons. Bases 1 to 222 code for a protein of 73 amino acids. The record is from RefSeq and is a predicted model, not a curated record. NCBI's taxonomy places the organism in Eukaryota, Fungi, Ascomycota, Sordariomycetes, Hypocreales, Ophiocordycipitaceae.
AUGUUCUCCACCUCCACUCGCCGCCGUGAGCCUGUCCACCACCACCAGCCCGUCAUCCACCACCAGAAGCGCAAGCCCACUAUGAAGGACAAGCUCAGCGGUGCCCUCAUCAAGCUGCGGGGAAGUCUGACGCGCCGUCCCGGCCUCAAGGCCGCCGGCACUCGUCGCAUGCACGGCACUGACGGUCGCGGGUCGCGUCGCCGCCGCUACGGCAUCUUUUGA